Molecule: messenger RNA, 1672 nt
Organism: Erigeron canadensis
Lineage: Eukaryota; Viridiplantae; Streptophyta; Magnoliopsida; Asterales; Asteraceae
Exons: 2
Coding region: 654-1472 (272 amino acids)
Source: RefSeq, a predicted model, not a curated record
AAGAGCUUGAAGUACUUUUGGAUGAUGAUGAAGAGCUUCAAGCUAUAGAUCCUCAGGCAGAAGGGGCGGAAGGUGUGAGCAGGUCUCAAACUUUGGGGUUGCCUGCCUGUGCUAGUGGUUUUGGAUACGUAUCAAAUAAGCAGAAAAAGAAGAAACAAGUGGUAAGCCAAUCGGGUCCGAAAUGAAAGGGUAAAAUAGACAGGGAGACAGUAUCUGAUCGUCCCAAAGUUAAGAAACCUAAAGUUUUUGAGGGAAUAAGGUUGUCUGAGCCAUCUGGUGGAACUUAUAGGCUUCGCAGCGAUGGCCAAAGUACUUCUGGUUAUGGUAUGGGGAAAAGUAGGGCUUCCCUGGUCAAGGUAUUUGGUUCUAAAGCAGAGAGGACGCUCCCUGGCGAGCUUUCAGAUGGAGAAAGGGAGAAAGAGGAAGAAGAAGACGAGGGAGAAGAGGAAGAAGAAGGGGAGAGUGCCACGGGAGGAUACUAUGCUCCUGAUUUCAAAGUUGAUGAGCUUCCCGCCAUUCCUUCUGUUAAAGAUUAGGAGCCUCCGGAAAUCCCAGAUGUAGAUGGUCCUUUUACUUUGACGCUUCCUGGGGUUCCUUAUAAGAGUGGUCUGCUCGAGAGGAGUGAGAGGGCGGCUUAUGUUUCAGGCGUGGUGAUGCCUUCUCGCCGUAAGGAGAUGGCUGGUCGCACUACCGAUUCCUUCCACGAUCACGGUCGUGAGAUAGCUAUUCAAUAUAUGUCUUGGCAGGAUGAUAAUUUUCGCAGGUGGACGAUUAUGGAAAAGAGCCUGAGUGAAACAAGGAAACAGGUGACAAUGCUAAAGCGCCAGUGUCGCAGAUAUGAGGAUAGAAAUGGCACCUUUGCAUUCGGACACCAGGUUGAAGAUCUUAAGACCGAAUUUCAGAUUGAAAAACAAAGGAACGAUAUGGUGGAUGCAGAGUUAGACCGUGAAAGGGGCAAGAUAUGGGAUUUGGUGAAGUUGGCGGAAGACUGGAAAGAAAAACAUGAUAACAGUCAAAAGAAAAUUGAGGAGUUGAUGUUGGAGUUUAGUGAGAAAGAGAAGUGUUAUCUUAAUGAGGUUCGUGAAUUAAAAGAGAAAGUAGGCAAGCUUGCUGGUGAGAAACGGGCUGUGUUGGAGGCUGUUCCAGAGUUUGUCCGGAAACUUCAUUCGAGCCUUGAAUUCAAUUUGGCCAUGGCUGAGGUUCAAAAGUUUGUUGUCCGUUUGGGUGCUCACUGUAACCUUGAGAAGUUACAUGCUAGGAAUUCCAAGUUGGACAUUACUAAGUUUGAAGGGUACAAUCCAGGUAUUAUAUCUGAGCUUCAGAAUGCGGGGGAAAAGUUUCGAAAGAAGACUUAUGCCUAUCUUACUCAACUAGCAUCUAGUUCGGGACUCUCGGCAGAAGACUUAUUGAAGAUUCCGGCUCCAGAGGCUACCCCUACUUCGUUUUCAGCUCCAGCUCCAUCUACUUCUUAGGCUUUUCGCUUUCUAUAGCUAUGUCGCCUCUGUUGGCUUUAGAUGUAUUUCCUUUUAAUCUGUAUGUUGCCUCUGUUGGUUUUAGACAUUUCCUUUAUGUUUGUAUGUUGCCUCUGUUGGCCUUAGACAUUUGUUGGCCUUAGCCAUUUCCUUUUGUGUACGCUUCAUGCUAACUUUGUGUUGAACACUUUUUAUGUUGC